Messenger RNA from Leptinotarsa decemlineata (Colorado potato beetle), 528 nucleotides. Its product is annotated as protein distal antenna-like. NCBI's taxonomy places the organism in Eukaryota, Metazoa, Arthropoda, Insecta, Coleoptera, Chrysomelidae. The record is from RefSeq and is a predicted model, not a curated record.
AUGUCGCGCAGAUAUUCAAGAGACAUGAAGUUGAGAGCUCUUGCUAGAAUACAAGAAGGUGAGACGAAAGCCUCCGUGGCUAGAGAAUUAAAUGUCCCUGAGUCUACCAUAAGGGGGUGGUGUAAAAGUAAAAAACUGCAGGAGCAAGGCCAAAACAUGUACCCCAGACUAACUGCAAGACACGAUUUCAAUGAAAUGAUGCAGAUGAGGCAGCAGAUCAGCUUAGCUGCUUCACAAGAUGAAAAAAGGGCUGUUCAUCGUACGUACAAGCAGGACAAGAAGGAAAUUUCUUAUACCCAGGCAAAUCAAGUUGGGAAUUCAUCGAUUAUGGAUGACGAGCAAAUAGUACAUCCUAUCAACAUCGCGGUCAAGAAAGAGCCCAUGGACGAAGACAUCGACCUUGAAGAAGCGUUAGAUCAUGGAAAGAAAUAUCUCCAAUGGUUGGAGACAUGUGGACAUCCCAGUGUGACAAUGAUGCAUGUUGAAAGUAUAAGAUUGCUGUUGAAUAAUCUUAAAGCUAGAAAGUGA